AUGUGCCCGGAUGGAAGACGAGGGGGCGGGGGAGGGCGGGGAGGAGGGAGUGGGUCGUGGCGGCGAGAAAGACGAGGCGGCCGGCGGCGGCGACGGAUUGCACGGGGAGGGAGCGGGAGAGGAAUCCCGGGUGGGAGAGGAGGAGGUGGCGGAACUGGGGAUGGUGAGGGACGGGCCGCCAGGCGGCGGCGACAGGGUCGAAGGUCUGGAGCUCGACGGCGGCGGGAGAGGAGGCGCAGGAGAGGAGGGCGUAGAGGGAGAGGAAAGGAGGGAAGGAAGGGGAGUAGAGGAGCCGGCGCCAGGACCGGCAGACGGCGAAGAGGACGCGAGGGGGCAGCCGGGUGA
Molecule: messenger RNA, 345 nt
Organism: Spirodela intermedia
Lineage: Eukaryota; Viridiplantae; Streptophyta; Magnoliopsida; Alismatales; Araceae
Source: the annotation of a GenBank genome assembly